AUGGAGGAGGUGCAGCGCCAGCUGAGCGAUGUGCGCGACCAGCUGGGCGGGGCGCUGGAGUUUGUGAUGGAUGAUCUGCGCCAGAAGUGGCGGGAGCUGAGCGGCGGCCCCUCGGUCAGCGAGGGCCUCAAGCAGUUCUUUCAUGCAGUUGACUGGUCGGAGCGGUGGAUCCAGGGUCUGAUGGCCUUCCACCUGCUGCUGCUCAUCCUGGUACUGCUGUACCGCCGCUUCCCCGUGGUGCACGCUGCCAUCUUCCUGGGCACGAUGCCGCUCAUCUACUUUGCGGAGCGCAUCAACGGCCUGGCGGCGCGCCAUUGGCGCAGCUUCGCCAAGCAGAACUAUUUUGAUUCGCAGGGGAUCUUCACGUCUGCCAUGCUGUCGGCGCCGCUCCUGCUCAUCAUGUUUGUCAUCCUGGUCAACUACCUCGUGUCUACCUCUGUGCUGCUGGUGAAGAUGAAGAGGAAAGAGCUGGAGGUCAAGGCACGGCAGCAGCACCGCGCCGCUGCUGCGGCAGGCGGCGGCGGCUCCCAGACCGCGGGGCAGGGCGCCAAGCAGGCGGCGGCUGCAGGCGGCGCGACGGAUGCCAAAAAGGAGCGCUGA
Molecule: messenger RNA, 600 nt
Organism: Chlorella variabilis
Lineage: Eukaryota; Viridiplantae; Chlorophyta; Trebouxiophyceae; Chlorellales; Chlorellaceae
Exons: 5
Coding region: 1-600 (199 amino acids)
Source: RefSeq, a predicted model, not a curated record